Lolium perenne is the source of this 1285-nucleotide messenger RNA. Its product is annotated as zinc finger CCCH domain-containing protein 1-like. The record is from RefSeq and is a predicted model, not a curated record. Lineage: Eukaryota; Viridiplantae; Streptophyta; Magnoliopsida; Poales; Poaceae. Gene Ontology annotation, molecular function: mRNA binding; metal ion binding.
CCACCAGCUUCCGCACGCCGACGGCCGAGCCACGCCCACGGGACACACACGAAGCGGAACACGAAGCACCACCACCGCGAAUUGCCCAAAUGCGGAAUGCCAAACCAACCCAACAAAUCUCGCCAGCCGGCAGCCAGGCUGCAGGUUCGGAGCGGAUUGUGAUUAAUCCCUCCCUUCCAACCCGAUCCCGGCUGCGGCUGCGCGCGGUGCAGGAGCGCCGGCCCCCACAAAAUUCCAUGCCUUUAUCACCUCCACCCCACGGCCGGCCUCCCUCUCGCUCGCUAUAAAUCUCUCGCCUUUGCUAGCUCUCCGCCUACCCCUCCUCCUCCCACUCCAAUCUGUCCACCUACCCGGCUAGCCUAGGGUUUUGGCCGGGGGUUACCUACGAGUCGGCCAUGGAGAGGGAGGGUCACCCCGCGUCCGCCGCCGCCCCGACCCCGAUCCGCCGCUGGGCGGAGGACGUGAUCGUGCUGUCGUCGGGGAGGCCGUCCGCGGAGGCGGCGGACCUGCCGCCGCCGGAGAAGCUCUACUACAAGACCAAGCUCUGCGACAAGUACGAGACCAGCGGCCGCUGCACGUACGAGGACGGCUGCACCUUCGCGCACGGCCGCGCCGAGCUCCGCCCGCCGGUCCCGCCCCUCUCCUCCGCCCCGCCCCACGGCUUCGGCGGCGGGGUCUGGCGCAGGCCGCCCGGCCCCGACCAGGACCACCGCGGCGGCGGCUACGGCGGCGGCAAGGUGUGCCACAAUUUCAGGGACAAGGGCUCCUGCCAUUUCGGGGACAAGUGCGCCUUCCCCCACGCGUCCCCCGCUCCCGGCGCGCAGAUUCGCGGCCCCGGCGGGGAGCAGAAGCUGGCGGCGGACGCGCGGAGGAGCGCGACGCCCGGCACGGCGCCGCCGCGCUACGUCGGCGCCCCACCGGCCCCCGGGAGGGCGUUCCCGCCGGUGCCUGGCAAGGCGACCGUCCUGGAGCAGCUGGCCCUCCGCAAGACCAGCGGCAUCUACGGCGACUGGCCGGAGCAGUACUCCUCCUGAUCGAUCACACCGGCCGAUCUCUCCAACUCCAACAAACAAACACCAUGCGCGCCCGCAAGCGUAUAGCCAUAUAUACAACAAUCUGCCGUUGCGAAUCGCAGUCAACAUAACAAGAGGGGACGCAUUUCCUAAGUUGAUGAUAAUUUCGAUUUUGUUGUUGUUCAAUCCGUGCAUGCGAAAAUCCAUGUAAUCCGUAUCAGCAAACCUGCGUCGCUGUCCCCGUAUUAUGAGAACUGAAUAUUCUGUCUCAA